Molecule: messenger RNA, 1545 nt
Organism: Nannochloropsis gaditana CCMP526
Exons: 2
Source: RefSeq, a predicted model, not a curated record
AAUCUAUAUGCGCCCAUAUUCAAGCAUAAGUCCACGUAUUCAAAACUGAAAGAUGUGUUUUGCAUUUCCCUCGUCGCUCUCCUGGGUUUCGGAAGCAUCUUCACCUCGGUCUCUCAAGAGUGUCCGCGGCUUUUUCUAACGGCUAAAGUUUGGCCAAAUCCUAGGCGUGGGAUCGUGGCCGGGAAGGGAAAAGCUAAAAUCACAAUCACACUCACGAGCCAAGAUCCCUUGAAAAAUGUGGACUUUCAGUUGAACCUGCCGGACGGGCUAUUGGUUGAGCGAACAGCAAUACAUCCGUCCUCAAAGCCCAUCCACCGCCACAAAUUGUUGUGGAUGCGGAUGGAGCGACAGCUCUUUACUGGCAGCGCCUGGCUUUCGCCAAACGCAAGGGGGAUGAAAUUUUCCUCAAGCGGAUUUCUUGUCGCCCUCCUGGGCUUCACAAGCAUUUUGACCACCGUCUCUCAAGAGUGUCCGCGGCUUUUUCUCAAGGCCAAAGUCAGGCCCAAUGCGAAGCGCGGGAUCCUGGCAGGGAAGGGCCAGGCCAAGAUUACCGUCACACUAAAGAGCAAAGACCCCGUCGACAAUCUGGAGUUUCAACUGAACCUGCCAAAUGGCUUAUCGGUAGAGCGGACAGCCAUGCGCCCGUCCUCAAAGCCCUAUACGCCGCCGCAAAUUGUUGAGGAUACGGAUGGAACGACUUCGAUUUACUGGCUCGGCGUCGCCUUCACCAAAAGCAAGGGAGGAAAGCGCCGCUAUCGCGUCAAUAUGAAGGCCGACGAGUGUGCCCCUGAGACGUUGGCGGUGGACGCUUUCGCUUACCUAGUGAAUGCUACAGAUGCCUCUUGCAUCACGCCGCUGGCCAGCCCCGCCAUCGUAAAAGUGCGAUACUCGAAACUCAAAAAUGCCGCGACUUGCGCGCCGACGCCAGCCCCUACCAUCAAUCCUACGCAGCCUUUUGUGCUUCUCGGCAAGGGCCAGCGGUUCUCUCAAGGAGGGCGCCUGGCCCCCUUCCAGGACCGUCGUCUCUCGGCGUAUCCGGCAUCCAGCAAGCAUGGAAGCAUCAUGGCUCUCGGGCAAGCUGGACACCGACACCUGCAGUCAAUCGAUACACCGCAGGCUUGCUAUGAAUACUGCUCAUUGAACUCGGGCGAGGUAGUACCGUUCCUCUUCAGCUGGAAUACCGUGACCAGCCAGUGCUUCUGCUGCGUCGGAGUGUGCACACCCCUGGUCUUCGAUCCUGACUCCAACGUGUACGAAGCGCUCUUGCCUAAGACGUGUUCCCCGACUUCCUUCCCUACUGCGAUGCCCACCAAGUUGCCGACUGGCACACCCACUGCCUCGCCGACUGGGAUGCCCACGGCCUCGCCCACUGCCACACCUACUACGUCGCCGACAGCCUCGCCCAAUGCCAUACCUACUAUGUCGCCGACAGCCUCGCCCACUGCCACACCUACUAUGUCGCCGACAGCCUCGCCCAAUGCCAUACCUACUAUGUCGCCGACAGCCUCGCCACUGCCACACCGUACUAUGUCGCCGACAGCCUCG